This is a messenger RNA of Echinostoma caproni, 1245 nucleotides long. The record is from the annotation of a GenBank genome assembly. NCBI's taxonomy places the organism in Eukaryota, Metazoa, Platyhelminthes, Trematoda, Plagiorchiida, Echinostomatidae.
GCUUUUCAAGAUCUUCGUUUAUUUCGAGAGUUGAUUAAAGAUCCGGAAGUGACCAGGUCGUUUGAGCAUGAGUUGAUUUUCCCGGACGACGCGUUUACCCUCCCAAAGUCCCCACCGUGCUCGCCUAAUCCAUUCCCAGAGCAGAACGAAUCUACCGGUUCAGAUAUCGCCUCGGACGACACUGGGAUCCGAAUUCGCGCGGAAGGUCGUACACACCGGCGGGUACGGCUCAGUCCACAUGCGACACGAUAUGCUCCGACCCAUUUACGAGAAAUUCCGUUCUAUGUGAAAAAACACUAUGCACCCCAGGAGGCGGAGGAGGACGAUGAGGAUGAGGAAGAGGAAGAUGCUCUUGUUGUUGGUGAUUUGAAUGAAGAUAGAUAUUUGGGUGAUACAUAUAUAGGAGCUAGUCGAUUUAUGGACGAUCCAUAUGACCUUAAGCUUGCAUUACAUUCCCAAGAUGACCUAAUGCAUACCGAGCCAAUCAGUAUCACACAAGAUCCUCUCGUUCCAUUGGCCAGUCCACCUAAGACUCAACUGCGAGAUUCACCCGGUUCUCCACAGAAAGAGCAUCUUCGUUCUUCCCUGCGUAGUGGGUCGUCAACUGGUUUGGCAGCACCAACAAUUUUAAAACGCACACAGUCCGCCCUAUCCUCCACUGCAUCCGCAUCCACUUCUUCCGCAUCUGCAGUCUCUACUUCGUCUACCGUGACUUCGGGACCAACCGGACCGAAGUCAUCCCUAAGCUCUUCCCGUUCGACUCAAUCUAUUCCGCCUCGACGAAGCAGGGUCGUGUUUUCACGCACCGUGCUGGUUGGGAACGGGUCAGAAACUAUUCAGCUAAAUUGUCCGUCUGAAACGGAUGACGAAGAGGAUCGUCGCAGACAAGUAUUUCGACCAACAGGUAACUUUUCUGUCGAUGACUUGGUCAUCAACCGUACUUCACAGCCAUGGAUUCAGGCUCGAAAACCGGACGGUAUCGGUGGCAAAGAAUUGGUCUAUCCAACUCGAUCGACUAAAUCUCGGACAAGGACGGUUACUCGAAAAACCUACAGACCAUUGAAUACUGGGUCACUUUAUCGAACCUAUCAGGAACGCAUAACAAAUGGAUUCUCAGCCCCGGUUAUGAAAACGAUGACAUCGAGUCAUCCGGGACAACAACAUCAUCACAACUGUCAAGCUGCGCGUCAGGCUCUGAAAACAGUGUCCAGUACGAGCGAACUUGCGAAAAGAGAUGCCAUGUGA